CAAGCAUCUAAGGAGUUCCAGAAUGGGAGAUGAAGCCCACAACAGCUCUGGGUUGCCUCCCUUUAUCUUGACAGGACUGCCAGGGAUGGAGACCUCCCAGCACUGGUUGUUCCUGCUCCUUGGUGUCCUCUACUCUGUCUCCAUAGUGGGCAAUGCCCUGAUCCUGUUCAUCAUCAAGGAGGAAGAGAGUCUACACCAGCCCAUGUACUACUUCCUGUCUCUGCUGUCACUCAAUGAUCUGGGCGUGUCUUUCUCCACACUGCCCACAGUCCUGGGUGUUUUUUGCUUCCACUUAAGAGAGAUCAGUUUUAACUCUUGCAUGUCCCAGAUGUUCUUUAUCCAUCUUUUCUCUUUCAUGGAGUCUGGGAUUCUGCUGGCCAUGAGCUUUGAUCGCUAUGUAGCCAUCUGUAAUCCACUGCGCUAUUCCACAGUGCUCACUGAUGCCCGGGUGGUGUGGAUGGGGGUAUGUGUUUUCCUUCGAAGUUUCUGCAUGGUUUUCCCAUUACCUUUCCUUCUGAAGAGGUUGCCCUUCUGCAAGGCUAAUGUGCUCUCUCAUGCCUACUGUCUGCAUCCAGACAUGAUUCGCCUGCCCUGUGGUGAUAUUGCCAUUAAUAAUAUAUUUGGCUUGUUCAUAGUCAUUUCUACUUUUGGGCUGGAUUCUGUGCUUAUUCUCCUCUCUUAUGUUCUCAUACUUCGCUCUGUGCUGGCUAUUGCCUCCCAGGAAGAAAGGCUGAAGACCCUGAAUACCUGUGUGUCACACCUAUGUGCUGUGCUCAUUUUCUAUGUGCCCAUGGUAGGUGUGUCCAUGGCUGCUCGCUAUGGGAGGCAUGCCCCACGGUACGUGCAUACGCUCCUAUCACUUGUUUAUCUGUUUGUCCCUCCAAUGCUCAACCCUGUUAUUUAUUCCAUCAAAACCAAGGAGAUUCGUCGGAGGCUUCACAAAAUCCUGUUGGGGAUCAAGAUUUGA
Molecule: messenger RNA, 967 nt
Organism: Mastomys coucha (southern multimammate mouse)
Lineage: Eukaryota; Metazoa; Chordata; Mammalia; Rodentia; Muridae
Product: olfactory receptor 51I2-like
Exons: 1
Coding region: 23-967 (314 amino acids)
Biological process (GO): G protein-coupled receptor signaling pathway
Cellular component (GO): membrane
Molecular function (GO): G protein-coupled receptor activity; olfactory receptor activity
Source: RefSeq, a predicted model, not a curated record